CCACGGGAUGUUCGGUUGUUUCUAGGCCUUCUCACUGCUCUUAUGCAAGUUUCAUCGCGUUCUUCUUGUUCUGAGUUUGGUGGAGGAUGAAACUAAUGAUAGGAUCAGUUAGUUGCGUUGGAAGACUUGAGCGGUCAACGACGAAGACGACGACGAGGAGAAGAAGUAGUUGAAGUGGUGGGCCUGAAACCUCGAACUAUGUGAACAUCUGCGGCUUACUUCAAAGUGCUUUUGAAACCUCAAAUUUAAACCAAGAAGUGUUUUAUGCCACUCGAAGGGUCAAAGAACAAAGUUGUCAUCCAUCUGCCCGUUGUCUUGGGUGGUGUGAAGGAAGAGUCACGGGUACUCCAGAUCGCUCAGUCUCUAAUCUCUAUUGCCUAUUCUCAUCAACGUCUUCAUAGAAGUCUAGUGAAUUAAAACUAGACUCGAUUCAACCCAGCCGUCACAAUGUCAAUGACGAGCGAAACGACGAUUGACCAACAACAAAGGUUGGUGGAUCACCGUAGAAAUGCGUUGGUCCCCCUACCCCAAAUCCCCAUGAUUGAGUCUAUGCCCGAUCACAUCGAUGAGUCUCAAAACAACCUUAGUGUCAAUGAUUCCAAGUCUAUGAGUGACCUGAACGACGAGUACAUGCGAAACAGCUCGCAAGACCUGGGCGAGGACGAGGACGGGCAAGAUUCAAUGGAAUUGCAAAAUAAAGAGAACAGCCUUCUUUCCCAUUCCGAGUCGGAUUCAUUCCUACCCGAGUCUUCUCGUCAUGGCGGAAAUGGUGGGAUCACGUUUGUGGCUCAGAAACCCAGCAUCAAUCACAACGCAUCGUUCUCACAAAUGUCCAUUCGUUCCAAGAAGGAGAUCAUCAACGAUCCAUCGCUCGACAUUAGUGAAUGGAAAAAGAAAGGAUUAGACUCGUUGCAAGCGGUGGCCUCGGCUUUGUAUUGCAAAAUCUUGGUCAUUCUUGGACUGGCUUUCCCAAUGUCAGAGGUAAUAUCCAGCCAAGUGCCUCGAGGAUAUUAUCAAUUGUUCUACGUCUACUUAUUCUUGGGGAGUCUUCUUUACCUGCUCUUCGUUUACAUCGAUCUUCUUCGGAAUCGAGCCCAUCGAGCCGUACUUCGACGUCGAAAUUGGAUGGAGAACAUAAAAAAGAAGAUCGUUAUUGGAGAUGUAAAAGCUGCCAAUCCCUCGGGUGAUUCCACUUUUCCUACCGAGGAUGAACUGAAACAGCUUUCGCCCAGCCCUAUGCAAGUCUACGGUAGCUUCUACAUUCGCAUGGGAGCAGUGCUGUUCGGAAUUGGCAGCAUGAUCUAUUGUGGAAUCGAAAUUGGAGUCUUUUUCGAGCUUCGGAUCACCAAGGGCUCUGGUUGCCAAACCAUGUUCGUCCUUGUUCGACCUCUGUUGAAGAUGAUUUUUGUGUUUGUUCAAAUGUAUUUCAUAUUUUUGAACCAAAAGAUGAACGUUUACCGACGCAAACUCAUCACUAGAUUUGGCUUGAUGCACAUGAUUGCAACGAAUAUUUGCAUCUGGCUGCACGUCCUUAUUCUUGAAACUUAUCACGAGAUUACGGAAAUCACUCAUAAAGCACAUGAAGGAGGUCAUCAUGAGGACGAUCCUCACGAUCAUCAUCACGACGAUGCUCACGAAGCCUUACUUGCCGACUGCUCAACCGAGUACAAUGUCAUGGGUCAGCUUCUGGCAGGAUCUGGUCCAUUUUUGUUCCCUUGCACCAUCGAGUACAGUCUGAUUUGUGCGGCCAUUUUGUAUAUGAUGUGGAAGAAUGUGGUGGAAGAGCACGAGCAUUUUACCUUCAAGAAGCGGAGGAAGAAGAUCUCGAUUAAGAUGAAGAUCCCUAUGCCCAAAUCCGACUUGGAUCCGGGACAAGGUCAACAACAACGGUACUCUGUCGAUUGUUCCAAUGCCAACAAUGGGCUAUUUUGUGGAAUUUUCGUCAUGGUCUUCACCAUCAUCUCGCUCGUGGUGUUUUUCGUCCUCAUCAAAUCCACCGACGACGUUCUACACCAAGCUGCCAUUACGGUGGCCUCAUGGACCGAGGUCAUUUUGUACACUUUAACCACAUUGGCAGUCAUCAUAGGAAUGAUACAGAUUCGCUCUCUUUGGUACGACUCGAGUAAAAAGAUCGAAUUGGACAACUUCCUUUUGGUUGUCGCUCAAACUGGGGUGUUGAUUUACUCCAGCUUCAGCAUCAUUGGCGCCUUCUUCCAGUGGCAAGAGCAUCUCAUGGCUUUCAUUGCUUCUCUCGUGACCCUCAUUCAAACCAUGAUGCAAACUGUGUUCAUAUUGGACGCCUCUAACCGGUUUGCUUAUUGCGCCGAGCAAGUGAAACGCAAACCCGGACGAGAGGUUGUGACCUUCCUGUUGGUCUGUAAUCUUGCCAUGUGGGCUAUCAAUACUUUGGAGACCAAUCGAGCCGAUUCACACCCAAUUCAGGUCAAAUUCUACGGAGGCGAAUGGGUGUGGCCUAUCAUAACUCAUUUCUCCAUGCCUUUGGCCAUCUUCUAUCGAUUCCAUUCCACCGUGUGUUUAUGCGAAAUUUGGACCAACAGUUUCAAGUACAAAGAAUUUCUAUUCGAAGUAUGAGGCUCAGCCUCAAUCACAUGGGAGAGACUCCCGGCUUUCAAAGAGCCUAAAACAAUGGAGCAAUAAGCCGAAUUGAAAUACAGGACAUUUAUAUUUCUACUGUA
Tigriopus californicus is the source of this 2696-nucleotide messenger RNA. RefSeq names its product proton channel OtopLc-like. Gene Ontology annotation, molecular function: proton channel activity. The record is from RefSeq and is a predicted model, not a curated record. Gene Ontology annotation, biological process: proton transmembrane transport. Gene Ontology annotation, cellular component: membrane. NCBI's taxonomy places the organism in Eukaryota, Metazoa, Arthropoda, Copepoda, Harpacticoida, Harpacticidae. The coding region runs from base 448 to 2592 and encodes 714 amino acids. The transcript has 10 exons.